Messenger RNA from Effrenium voratum, 3584 nucleotides. The record is from the annotation of a GenBank genome assembly. NCBI's taxonomy places the organism in Eukaryota, Dinophyceae, Suessiales, Symbiodiniaceae.
CCUUUGCGCGGCCGGCCCGCGUAAAAACAUCUUCAGCACCGAUGGCCCAUGGCUGCGCGAAGCUACUUCGUGACCGUCUCCCCGGCCACAGCCGUGGAGUGCGUGCUGGGGCCUGUUGCCCUGACGCGGCCAGAUGUGGAGGAGCUGGCAGUGAUACGAGGAACGACUCUUGACGUUUUCCGCUGGGACCAGCGGCUCGUCAAGGUGUGUGGGGGACCCAUCAACGAGAAUGUGUGCUGUAUGCUGGCAGCUCCGUCUGAGACUGGCCGCCAUUUGCUGGUUCUCAUUACCGUUUCAUUGCAGAUUCUGAUUGUCAGAUGCGACGAUGCCAAGUCGAUGCAACUGCUGGGCACCGCAGACCUGGGCAACGUUGUCCUGGGAACCACUGCCCGGCCAGCCGCGUGCUGCGUGGGGCUGUACGGCCCAUCCGGCCCGUCCGGGGCGAGCAAGUCCGCCCGUGUGGCGGUGUAUCUCUACAGCGGCAUCGUGGCAGUGGCGGACCUUGCAGGCCUCGAGGCUCGGUUCGCCCAGUUCGGCGUGGUGGACUUGAAGAGUGUGGGGAAGAUGUCCUUCGUGAACGUGGGCGAGGAGGUGAUUUGCCUGGACUUGGUUUGCGAGGCCGAGGACAUUGGGGACGCAACUCUGGUGGCCUUGCAUGGACGUGAGGAAGACGGCGAGGAGGGGCAAAGAUUCCUUUGCGUCCACUCGCUGGAUCUGCGGAAACGGGGCGCUGCGCAAGCGCUGCCCGGUGCUGUGAAGGUCCCGGACAGGCGGUACAUGGAGGCCAGCUUGGUGGCAGCUGUGCCGCCAACUGCCGCCACCUGGGUGUCGCAAGGCCAAGGCUGCAGGCUCAUGAGCAGAAUUUGCCGGGCCUUGGGUUCCGGCAGCGUACAGCUCUUUGACACAGAGCUCACGCUGCUGCAGUCGCUGAAGGGCGGCGGUGAGGCACCCACCCUCCUGGUCAAGGCCAACUCAUCCGGAAGCCGCUGGCUGGUGGCCGGAGCAUGUGGGGAUAUUUACUUGCUUCGGCUGGAAGCCGGCGCCUUUGACAUGACAGCAGAAAUGGAUGCUGGGCAAACGGGGCCCCUGGUGGUGCAGUGCUUGGGCAUUUCCGUGCCAGCCUCUGGGAUUGCCACCUGGGGAGACUUUGCCUUCGUCGGCUCUCAGGUGGCAGACUCGGAAGUGUUGAAGCUUCGGGCGCCGGGCGCGUCCGCACCGACCUCGGCCUUGUCGGCUGCGGGGAGGCGCCGCAAUAACUUGGAGGACGCCUUCGAGGUGCUUGACACCUGGAACAACUUGGGUCCCAUCAAGGACUUCUGCACCAAGGGCCCGGCUGCAGAAAUGGUCACCUGCAGUGGCGUGGGAGAUGUGGGCUCCCUGCGCUUCAUCCAAAUGGGCAUUCCUGUGGAGGAGUUGGGGUGUUCUGCAGGCUUCAGCGGCGUGCUGGGCUUGUGGCCCCUUGGCAGCCGCCUGGUCUUCGCGCGGCCCGGGCGGACGGAUGUGCUGAAGCUCGCAGGCGGCACUCCGGACUUCGGUUUGGAGCUGUGCGCUGCUGAGGGCCUCUUGCAGGAGGAGACGCUGCUUUGCUGCUCUGUGGGCACGAUGGCGCUGCAGGUGACGCGGUCUGGGGUGCAGGUGCUGUCUUUGGACCUGGCACGUGUUGCGCAGUGGACACCCAAAAAGCCUUUGCUCUCAGCGGCGGAGAUUCCAGGAGCAGGCGCCUUGGUGGCCACGGUGUCAGAUGUCAGCGUGCUGGAGCUAGGCACUCAGGGCAUUACGGAGGCAGCUUCUUGGCGGCUUCGAGGGGAGCCCAGCUGCCUGGCGGCCGGCGGGGGCGUGUUGGCCGUUGGCCUUUGGAGCGAGGAGCUUUGCAUCUUCCACCGCGAGGACAAGGACCUCGCCAAGCUGGCUCUGCCCUCAUUGCCUCGGAGCUUGGCCUUUGCGCGGCUGGGCCGGAAGUUGGGGCUUCAGCUCUUCGUGGGGCUCCUGGACGGGACUCUGAUGAGUUUUCGCUCCCUUGGCGGUGCUUGGCACCUGCAACGCCGCGUCGUCGUUGGGCUGCAGCCGGUCCGGCUUGUGGUUGUUCCACACCUCGAGGGAGAAAGAGAAAUCGGACCUUGCUUGCAACCUGAGGGCGAGACAGAGGACGCUGAGAUGCUAAUCGCCAUGAGCGGCCAUGGCAUUAUUCUGCAGGCCGCUGCCAAUGCGCAGCGCAUCGUCCACUCGCAGAUUUGCCUGCCGGGCGUAUCUCACGCAGCAUUCUUUUCCCAUGGUCUCGCUGGCAUCCAGCACUGCAUGGCCUUCAUCAGCCAAGAGCGUUUGUUGCUGGCACGUCUCCGAUGCGGUCACCGGAUGCACGUGCAGACGCUUCAGCUGCCGCAGGCUCCACUCAGGAUCAGCCACCACCGAAGUACCCACAUUUGCGCAGUGGGCUGUGGUGAUCUGCCAACAGCGACGAUGCCCGCACCUCGCACCCGUGCGCAGCUGCUCUUCGUGUCGGAGGCGGUGACGCUGCUGGACACCUGGACGCUGGGCCCGGAUGAGCAGAUCGCCUCGCUGCUAACGGUGACCCUCGGGGACGCGGAGUACAUUGCGGUCGGCACAGCUGUGGUGCUGGAAAGCGAGCCCGAGCCGUCGCGCGGUCAGGUUCGCUUGCUGGCGCCGUGCGCAGCAAGUUCUUCUGAGGCAGCGGCGCCCUUCCGAGUAGUUGCCACGGUGGAGGUGCAGGGCGCCGUCUACACACUGGCGCCCUUGGCGGGGCGACUGCUGGGCGCAGUGAAUAAUCGCCUGCAGCUGUGGGAGCUGGUGGUGAGGGAGGGCCAGUGCCGCCUCAUGGAGGUGUGUCGCUACGCUGCUGGCGUCAUCGUGUUGGACAUCCAAACGAUGGGCCAUUGCAUUCUGGCGGGGGACAUCAUGCGAUCCGUCACCAUGUUCCGCUUCGAUCCCGAGGAGAAGUCGAUUUCAAUGGUGGCCUAUGACCAGAUCUCUGCGUGGUCAACUGCUGUCGCGAUGCUGUCUGACAACCACUUCCUGUGCAGCGACGACUGCGGCAACCUCACGUCGCUUUGCUGCCAGGCGGCGCCUUCGGCGCCUUCCGCGCCGGAGAACGAGGUGAAGAUCCUGGAGCGGGUGGGAUGCAUUCACUCGGGCGAGUUGGUGAAUCGCUUCCGAAAGGGAGUGCUGGGCCUGCAGGCGAACCAGAUGGUGGACACGACCAUUUGGGCAAGUGCUUCUGGCGCCUUUGGACUUGUUCUGCCAAUUCCCUGUGAGAAGCGCUUUGCGCGGCUACUGCUGCUGCAGGACGCCCUUGGCCGAGAGCUGAAGCCCAUGCUGCCGCACGAGGACUGGCGCAACGCCCGCUUGGACCUCCAGGGGGACAAGAAGGCAGCGCACGAAGGGUUCAUCGACGGAGACCUCGUGGAGCAGUUUCUGGAUAUGCCGCGGGAGAAGCAGGAGGCGCUGGUGGCACCACUGGAGGAGAAGCUGGGUGUGAAUGCGCUCGAGGAGCUUCUACAAGAUGUGGAGGCUCUUUCGCAGCUACAUUGAGCGCGGCCCAAAAAGUCUGGCGCAUGAGCCAUCGUGGC